AUGAUAAAAUUUGUAGUUUUUCUACUAUUAUCGCUAAAUUUUGUAAAUUCAUAUAAUUAUCUGGUGUUUUGUCCAUUAUUCGGACAUUCACAUACAACAUUUUUUGCUCAAAUCGCUGACACUUUGAGUGAUGCUGGACAUAAUGUGGUUAGUUAUUUUUAAAAAUAUCGAAGUAAGAAAACUUUGACAAAUUUUGAAUUUUUAGACGUUUUUCACUCCGACAAUAGUGGAAAAAUAUGAGAACAUGAGUUAUGUUAAAUCAACAAAGCACGUUGUUAAAUUGAAAGCUUCUGAAGAGUUAAAUCAACUUGGAGUGCGACUCGAAUCAAAUGAUAUUUCGAAUUUUUGGUAUCGUGAAUCUACUAUUUCAGAAAUUCUACCAGUUAGUUCAUACUAAAGAUUAUUUUCAAAGCAUGCGUAAUUAUUUUUUAGACAAUCGAAUUGUUUCAAAAAAUGUUUCUAGUUCAAAGUGAUAACAUAUUUGAUAACAUUGGAGUGCUAGACGAGUUGAAAAACAAAAAAUUUGAUGCGAUAAUUUAUGAAACUUUUGUUCUUGUAGCUUAUCGUGAGUUUCAACAAAUCAAUUUCCCAAAUUAUAUUGGUUUUUACAGCUAUAAUCGAUUAUCUUGGAAUCAAGACACAAAUCCCUGCAAUUUCAAUGACUCAUGAUAUUGAUACAGCAAGAGUAAUCGGUGAAACUAUUAUGACAAGUGCAGUUGCUGAUACAAUGGCACCGUUCGGAGAUAGAAUGACUUUGAUAGAAAGGACGAUUAAUUCACUAGCAAGUCCGAUUAUCAAAACUUUCAUCGGUUGGCCAACUUAUUAUUCAUUCACUCAACCAGGAAAACCAUUAGAUUACAUGAAAAUGAUACCAAAAUCUACAUUUUUACUGAUAAAUUCGAAUCCUUAUAUGGAUUUUCCUCGACCAACUAUCACAAAAACAGUUCAAAUUGGAGGAAUAUCUGUUGAUAUGGGAAUAAUGAGAGAUGUUAAAGUCGAUCAAGAAUGGAAUGAUAUUUUGAAUAUUAGAGAAAUUAAUGUUUUAAUAUCAUUUGGAACUGUUCAACAAUCUCAAUUUAUGCCUAGUUCUUACAAGUGAGUUUAAACUUGAGCAAUAAGAAUAUAACUUUUGUUAACACCUAAACAAAAUUCUACACUUUUUCUUGAUUUAUAACCCAUCACCCGGCUUAUAAAAUAUACCUAGUCAAUUUAACUAACCUGAUCGCAAAUUGACCAAUCGAAACCAAACCAAAAACGAACUCUUUCCAAAAAAUCGAAUUGAACAAAUGUGCAAACAAUCUGUAAAAAAACAUGCUUUUUUAAGAGAAAAAUCACACAAAAACAAGCAAAAAUUGCAAAUUUGACGAGACACCGAGAAAAACAGAAAAAAACAGAAAGAACUGACAAUAAAAACACUGCGCUGCAAUACCAGUCAAAAUUAUUUUUUUGAGACUAUAAAGUGAGAGAUUUAGAGAAAAAAAUUUUUGAUCUACCAGAAAAAUUUUUGAAAAUUUUUGAGGUCUAGCGACUUUGGGUAGUAAACUACACACUGUGAUUCCUGAGAGACGCAGACAUUUUGUGUGAUCUCGCAGCGAUUCACUUGAACGACAGGAAACAAUACGAUUUCCUUUUUCUCUGCGUCUCAUUCAAAUUGCAAAAAAAUAUUGUGAAAUCUGUAUACACCAAACACUGCUCGCAAUAACUUACAGUAAAUAGGUUACGGUAAUAACCGGGUUUUUAUAAUCCACGAAAUUAAUUUGAGUUGAAAUUGUUAGUGGCAUUGUGAAAUUUUUAAAAACUGAAUAAUGAUAAAAAAUUUUAUAUCAAUUCACCAUUUUUUCAAAGGUUCACGCAAAAAUUAUAAAAAUUUAAUUUAACUUUUUUUAUUUUCAGAGCUGCAAUUAUCGAAGCAUGCUCGAAAUUACCAAACGUAACAUUCAUUUGGAAAUAUGAAGCUGAUGACUACAAUAAAUUCAAUCGAGACUUGCCAAAUAUCAUUUUCCGAAAAUGGAUUCCACAAAGAGCAUUACUCGUGGAUUCCAGAGUUAACGUAUUUUUCACACACGCCGGUCUUGGAAGUGUUAAUGAAGUUAGCUAUAGUGGAAAACCUGCAAUUUUGGUAAGUAAAAAUAAUGGAGGAAAAUUGAGAAUUGAAACAUUUCAGUGUCCGAUAUUCGCUGAUCAGAUGAGAAAUGCAAAAAUGUUAUCGAGACAUGAAGGAGCAGUUGAGUUUUCGAAAUUCAAUUUGGACAAUUCUGAAAAAUUAGAGACUGUGUUGAAAGAAGUUUUAUACAAUCCCAAAUAUGCUGAAAAUGCGCUUGGACUUGCAAGAAGAUUAGAAAAGCAACCAAUAAAACCGAAACAGUUACUUCUGAAACAUUGUGAAUUUGCAGCCGAAUUUGGUGAACUACCAUCAUUAGAUCCUUAUAGUCGAAAUAUGUCUUAUUUUUCAUAUUUUAUGAUUGAUAUAUUUUUAAUUUUGUCUGUAAUUGUAAUCGGGUUAUUUAUUCUAGGAUUUUAUAUUUUGAAAAAUUUAUUGUUUAUUGUCAAAAUGAUUUCAUUCAAGAAAAACACAAAACUUGAAUAG
Molecule: messenger RNA, 2587 nt
Organism: Caenorhabditis angaria
Lineage: Eukaryota; Metazoa; Nematoda; Chromadorea; Rhabditida; Rhabditidae
Source: the annotation of a GenBank genome assembly